ACCCCCCGCCCUCGUCGAGUGAUGCCCAGAUGCCCCAAUGCCCAAAUGCUCAAAGUGAUGCUAAACCCACAAAACCCCAAGCCCUAGCUGCCACCCAGAAACAAAAAAACGUGAGUGAAUUCGAAAAAAACAGUUAAAAAAAAAAGAAAAAAGUGUUGUGUGCGUGUGAGACAUCAAGAUAUCAACGAUGGCCCCCAAAAUGGAGUAUAGCAAUCGAUGGACACUGAAAUAAUCCCCAGGAGUCGAGAGACCCCGAGGAAGCUUGGAAAGAGGUGAGAGGCACUUGGAUAAAGUUAAAAAAUGGAGGAUCACCUCCUGAUGACGGAGCUACCGCCACCAGGAACACUUCUGCACAGGUCUGGCCACUAUUAUCAGCUGCACCAGCCGCACCUGGCGGUCAGCACCAAUCCCUCAACUGUCCUGGAGACACCUGUGCCCUAUCCCCAUAAUAAAAAGCAUUGCAGUAACUACGGUAUCGCACGUCACCUGUCGGACCUCAGGACCAUCGAGAAUGUCACCACAAGUACUCAUAUAUCGAGUUUAUAUCCGGAGAUCCUCGCCCACAUCUUCAGCUACCUGUGUGUCAGGGACAAGGGAAGGGCUGCACAGGUGUGCGUCUCCUGGAGGGACGCAGCAUAUCACAGAUCCGUAUGGCGUGGUAUAGAGGCCCGCUUGCACCUGCGAAAGCAGGCACCAGCAGUAUUUGCAAGUCUGGUCCGACGAGGUGUAAAAAGAGUGCAGAUCCUGUCCCUGAGGCGGGGCCUAGGUGAUGUAGUGAAGGGUAUAACAAACCUCGAAUCCCUGAAUCUCUCCGGCUGCUACAACAUCACAGACACAGGCCUAACAAGUGCCAUUUGCACGGAAUACUCAUCGCUAACAGAGCUGAACCUGUCUCUGUGCAAGCAGGUGACUGACAAUUCCCUGGGUAGAAUUGCCCAGUACCUGAAGAACCUAGAGUCCCUGGAACUGGGUGGCUGCUGCAACAUCACGAACACAGGUCUGUUGUUGAUUGCCUGGGGCCUAAAAAAGCUGAAGAGACUCGACCUGAGGAGUUGCUGGCACAUCUCAGACGCUGGUAUAGGCCACCUGGCUGGAAUGAGCAGAGAGACAGCUGUUGGAAAUCUCGCCCUGGAGCACCUGGGUCUCCAGGACUGCCAGAGAGUCUCAGACGAGGCCCUCAAACACAUCUCCGUGGGCCUUACCUGUCUCAAAUCCACUAAUCUCUCGUUCUGCGUCUCGAUCACUGACUCUGGCCUCAAACACCUAGCGAAAAUGUCAAGUCUCAGAGAAGUUAAUCUCAGGUCCUGCGAUAACAUAUCUGACGUGGGAAUGGCGUACCUUGCAGAGGGUGGCAGCAGAAUAUCAUCCCUUGAUGUAUCUUUCUGCGAUAAAAUUGGGGAUCUUGCUCUUGUGUACAUAUCCCAGGGCCUUUUCAAUCUAAAAAGUCUGUCGUUGAGUGCUUGUCAGGUUAAUGACGAGGGUAUCUGCAAAAUUGCUAAGACUCUUCAUGAACUCGAGACUCUCAACGUCGGGCAGUGCAGUAGACUCACUGACAAGGCCCUUUUUACCAUUGGGGAGAGCAUGGGACAGUUAAAAUGCAUCGAUCUUUAUGGCUGCACAAAAAUCACAACCAGUGGACUUGAGGUCAUCAUGAAAAUGCCGCAGAUCACAACGUUGAAUCUGGGGCUCUGGCAUGUGAGGUGAUGAGGACGAUUGAGGGUUGUAUAUAGGAGCAGGGCUAUGGAUUUCUAAGGGAUUGUUGUUGAAUUUUUGAGAUCUUUUUGGGGCUCAAAUCCUCAAGAAAUGGUUGGAAUGAGAAUGAGAGGGGCAAUAGAAAAAUAUUCAUGGGACUCUCAGCCCCAAAAUAAAAUCCACGAAAUUUAUGAGAUUGUACUUACGAAUUGAGACUCGAGUUGAGCAUCUCCAGGCGACCAUCAACGAUAAUUCACGAUCUAACAUUCAUGUUUCGUUAGGUAAUCCUCCACCACUUUGCAUUGUUGGUUUAUAUUAUUCUUAAGUUGGUCAAAUCAUGUUAAUCACGAUCUAUUGAUUAUUUUAGACGUAACAGACGAUUUAAGUGUCGCAGAGUGAUUGUUUGUCAUUGAAAAAACACUUUGCACGUUCGAUAAUUAGUUAAACGUUUAUUCGUUUUUUUUUCAUUAACUAGACAUUAAUCGUUUCUACCUCGUUUUUUUUUAACUUUAUUAUUGUGAAAAUGAAUAAUGUCCUCACAUAACGAUUUGUGAUACAAUUUUGCUUAUUGAUUAUUUGUUUUUCUGCAUUCGUUUAUGGUUUGAAGACAGGGGAAAAAUUAUUUGCUCAGUUUACGAUGAAAAUAAUGAUUGUGAUAAAAUAGACAUACGAGUCGAGUUGGACUCGAGUUGGAUUCUUGAUAGUAUAUUUCUAAAUUUAAACUAGAUCUUUUUUUCUAUUGAGCAAUUGGUGAAGACAAGUUGUAAAGAAAUCACGGGAAAUCAUUCGAUUCAUUACUUAGGGCUUUAAUUAAUCAGGGGAAAGUAUCGAGUCUCUUUUGUACCGUUCAUGAUUUUUUAUCCCUUGAAAAUUUUAGUCUAGAGUCAUUAAAAUGUGAUCUCCAAGAACAAAGUCACAAGAUAGUUCACAGGUCAAGAGAUGUGAAGAUUAUUGAUAGGUGAAUUAACUGUAAUUUUCGUUAACUGUAACUUUUUCUACGUUUUUUUAUCGUUAACUGGGAAUAUUAUGUCACGAGUGGUUAUAAUGUAUAAUAUUGGGGGGAUUGAGGGGACGAUUAAGUGAAUAGAAGAUGAAAUGAGAGGCAGGAUAGAGUGAAAUCUUGUGAAGUUGAAGAUGUCCUAAACGUCCUUUUCACGUGCUAAAUGUGAAUUGGUCUCGGUAAAGAGGGAAUUUAGGAGAUGAUUGCUGAAUUACGUCUCAUCACUUCUCCUGAAUCAAUUCGUAGACCUUUCCCCCAUCGGAAAAAUCAAAUUAAUUAGUAAUUAACGGAUUAAUUCAUUAGCAUAUAGAUUCUCCGUUAGCAGAAGCAAUUGCUAGGUGCAAGUGUGCAAUCAACAAUUUGCAAGAAAAUUUUAAUGAUUUGAUUUCCAUAUGGAUUGCGGUUUUUCAAGUGUAAAAAAAAUCAUUCAACUGAUAUUCUGAUUUUUUGCCAUAACCGUAGGUGAUUAAUUUUGUAUGUAUAGAAUAAAAUAUCUUGAUUUAGUCUGUAUAAAGAAAACAUUUUUAAUUUUAUAAUAGUGUAAGUAAUGGUUAGGUUUAAAAAUGGUAAAUAAUGAUUCAACUCACGUAUGUAAUAUCAUCUAGAAAAGUGGCCUUAUCGCAUUGAAUCUAUAGCGUGCAUUAAUCAUUUUUUAAGACAAAUAGAGAUGAGGGAAAUUUUGAGGUCACGAAGGAGAGAAUUCACUUCUUUCGUCAAAAUCAUGAUGCAGGGGAAAUUAAUUUGUUGAUUAAUUUGUUGCUGGAUCAUUAAUGAUCAUUUCAGUUCAGCUAACGCGAUGAUGAUCCAAUGGGAAUGCUAUGCAUUUUUUUUUUGUCUAGGAAAGACAAAAAAAUAAAAGGAUUUGUUUUUAAUUUCGAAUGCUCGAUGAUGGUUGAGGGAGAGAAUUGUAGCGAACUGCAUUCAUCAAAAAGUGCAUAAAAUAAACCAUGUAAUAUUUUUUGUGUACAAUUCCUUGUUGAAAUAUAUUAUUUUUAUAAAAUAGAAA
This is a messenger RNA of Fopius arisanus, 3698 nucleotides long. RefSeq names its product Partner of paired (gene Ppa). Gene Ontology annotation, molecular function: protein binding. Gene Ontology annotation, cellular component: SCF ubiquitin ligase complex. Lineage: Eukaryota; Metazoa; Arthropoda; Insecta; Hymenoptera; Braconidae. Gene Ontology annotation, biological process: SCF-dependent proteasomal ubiquitin-dependent protein catabolic process. The record is from RefSeq and is a predicted model, not a curated record.